Molecule: messenger RNA, 11133 nt
Organism: Leptopilina boulardi
Lineage: Eukaryota; Metazoa; Arthropoda; Insecta; Hymenoptera; Figitidae
Gene: Tet
Product: DNA N6-methyl adenine demethylase
Exons: 11
Coding region: 1289-7948 (2219 amino acids)
Biological process (GO): oxidative demethylation; positive regulation of transcription by RNA polymerase II
Cellular component (GO): nucleus
Molecular function (GO): DNA 5-methylcytosine dioxygenase activity; DNA binding; zinc ion binding
Source: RefSeq, a predicted model, not a curated record
UCGGACAAAGAAUUCUCAUCGGGAGUAACACACAGUCAUCGCGCGGCUAGCACACUCAGCACGGGGCAGAGCCCGCAACCAAAGGUACACGACACAAAAACAUACAAUAUUUUCUCGUGCGUGUAUAUAUAUAUACAUAUAUACAUAUUUGAAAAAGAAAACCGUGCCGGUGUUGUGAGAAAAAAAAUAGUUUUUUUUUUAAAAAUACUGAAAAUUUUUUUUUGUGACGAAAUUUUUUUGAAAAAAAAAAAAAAUUGCCGAUUUUGGAGGUCAAAUAACGUAUAUGACUUCCUCCGAGUUUUGCGCGAGACGAAAGGACCUUUUUUGGCCCUCGUGUUCAGUGCAAAAACAACGCGUGGUGGUGAUUUUUAUUCCUUAUCAUAUUAUAGAGGAUCAUCGAUAAGAAAAAAAAAAAAGUGCAUUGAUUAUACGGAUUUCCCCCCUCCCUACUGCGCCCCCCUUUACUCAACAAUAACAACAACUAACCCCCAUCAUCAUCAUCUGAAGAAGAAGAAGAAGAAGAAGAACAGUGUAUUUUGUUAUCAGCAUCCAAUAAUAUUCACCCUCACGUUUUUUGCUGAUUACGUGUGUGACGAUCGUACAAAUCAACCGCCUUCAAAAUAAGCCACAUUAACCUCAAGUGAUUUCUAUUUUUCAUACAAAAAGAGAAGAAACAAAAAAAAAAAAAAUUGUGAAACAAGUGUUUUAUAUUGUCGUAAAAAAAAAUUUCCCCAAGGAGCUUUGAUAACAAAGAGGAGAGAUAGAAUAUCUAUUUAGUGUACAAAAAGAAAAUAUAUCCAGAGAGAAAAAAAAAACUACAAGUCCGCCAGUGCCAAAUCCAAAAAAAAAAAAAGUAAAACUAGUAGUAAUUUUAAAGAAGAAGACAAAAACCAAAGAAUUUACCAUUUUUCUACUAAUAUCUGUGUAACAUAACCUAAAAACCUUCAAAACGUGCCAGCAGCUCUUUUUGUAUUUUCUACCAGCGUUUAUAAGAAAAAAAAAUAAGAAUUUUCAAAAGAAACCAAUCUACUUCACACUUGUAGCCUAAACCUGUUGAGUACAAAAAAAAAGGAAAAUUUUUUGCAAGAACAGUAGAGAUUUUUACUAAAAAAAAUUUGUAAGAAGAAAAAGUACAAAGAAGCAGAUUCAGAUGACAGUAACAGGGAUUUAAAGAAGGAUUUUAUUAAGGAAAAACUAUUUUUUUUUUUUUUUUUUGACAAGGUCGACCAAAGUCGACAAUAGAAAAAAAAACGAGCCGAGACGAUAGAACAAUGACGUGGAGGAGAAGAUGAGCGCGGAGGUGAAGCAGGAGGUCAUCGCCUCCGAGAGGGUAGGAAGCCCUCCGGCGGCGGUUGCUUCCUCGCCUGGUCCAGGUGAUCCAAAUCGUCAUCUACCGCCAUUUAGCAGUUUUUCUGCCGACGGAUCAAUGGAUAGUUCAACGACAUUGACAACCUUACAUACCCAGGAUGUGGGACUUGGUCUCACGGCGUCCUGGGAUUAUUAUGAAGGCCUCACUGGAAGAUUAAUUGAUUCACGUGGUGAGGUUGUCAGUGGAUUAGUGCCAGUUGGACAAUAUCGACCAUGGGAAUCAAAACAUGGUAUCGGCGGUAUUGGUAUUGGUGGUCCUGAAGGUUUACCAAGUUUUGCAAGUCAAUUUACAGCACCUAGUGAAUCGGAACCACAAUUGACGGCCUUGACGCCAUUAUCGCCGGCCUCAAUAUCACAUUCACCACCAGUGACAACUGCCGUUGGAUUACCUAGUUUUCAUACACUUGGUACACCAAUACCCGUGCCACAUCCACAUCGUGGUGGUGUUGGCUAUCCCUUGGUACCAGCGCCCGUACAAGCACGCGAGGUACCAGCCCUUCAACAACAAUUACUCGACGAGAGGCAUAUACAAUUGUUGGGCUCAAAUCCUGUACAAGCAUUCCCACCGCCACCUGGUCAUCCACAUCAUACUGUAUUGACGGUGGUUAAACCCGAAUAUCCACAAUUACAUCAUACAAAUUUUCAAAAUCCAAUGUCAACGGUAUUGGAUAAUUCACCAACGUCGAGGGCAAUUGGAAUUGAUGGUAGGAAAAAGGAAAGGAGAAAAAUUCGUGCCGGUUCAAUGGAAAGUGAAGACGGUGGUGGUAAUUCGGAGAGUUCUGGACAAGUUGCCGCUGUGUCGAGUACCGCGAAUCGUGGUGUUCAUCAUAUGGGUGGUGGAAUUGGUGAUAAUGACGGCGACGGUGGGUUGGGUGAUAAGCCAGCUAAAAAGAAGAGAAAGCGUUGUGGCGAGUGUAUUGGUUGUCAACGUAAGGACAAUUGUGGAGAUUGUGCGCCAUGUCGAAAUGACAAAAGUCAUCAAAUCUGCAAAAUGAGGAGGUGCGAGAAGCUGACGGAGAAAAAGCACUUGUACAACAUGCAAACUGGCGAGGGAGCAUUCAGGGAAAGGGGCAGAGGUCGAGGAAAGGGUGCAACAAGGAGUUACAGAAAAAUUGCUCGACAAGUCAGUACACCAGACAGUGCGCCGGCGGGUCUAGGAAGUCCGCAAGCAGGAAUCGGUGGACUGCCUCAUCAGCAGCAGCAACAACAGCAGCAACAACAGCAACAACAACAACAACAACAAACACAACCGGCUAUACACUCCGAUCCCAUGCAGGCCAAGGACAAUCUAAAUCCCGCGAGUCAACAAACGGGUCUCAGGAACGGAAACACUGCAGCACCAGUUGUCUCCAUGUCGCCGGGAGUAAUGCCAUUCUACGGUGAUAGUGGUACGGGUUUUCGGCCAGCAGCUGGUUUUGGAAACACAGUAUGGCAUCAGGGUGUGGGAACAGUAACAGUUGAAGCCACACCAACAACAUGGCCACCUCAACAAUUCAUUCAACAAAUUCCUGCUCCCAAUCAAUUGGAGGAAUUGAGGUAUCAUCCACAGUACAGUGCGGCAACUCCCUAUCAUCCCCAACCAGUAACCUAUCAGCAACAAACAUUCAUAACAACCGAUCAGUCCGCUUUUCAACGUGCCGGAUCAACGGGACAAUAUACUAUUACCGGACAGCCAUCACCCUUGGCCACUGUUGCUUCGCAGAAUACCACAACAACCCCUCAGAGACCUCUAAAUGGUCAAUUUAUGGAACCAGCCGUCACUCCAGGCCAAGUUGGUUACGAAAGACAGGAAUAUGUUAAUGGAUAUCAACAACAGGACGUGACUAUGGCACCACCACCAGCGACAACACCAACGAGUCGCAGCAGUUCCGUUCACAUGGAUUCUCAACCAUCGCAGCCUCAACAACAACAACAACAACAACAACAACAACCACCACCAUCCACCGACACACAGGUCAAAGGUUUUGCGACAAUUGCCGCAAACAAUGUGUCGGGAAACGAGAUGCCUGGGUAUCCACUUCAACAGGGCCCACAGAGUUUACACAACUCUAACGGAUAUCCAGGCUACGUGGAAAUGGGUCAAAAUCAAUGGCAGCAAGAACGACAACAAGACAAUAAUCGUCACAUUUGGUCCGAUUCAAAUCCAGACGGUAAAAUCCCAUGGUCCGAGAGUGGUUUACAACCUAAAACUGAAACAGAAAGGCCUGAGAGUCACAUGAGUUGGGAUAAUUCCGAACAGCACAAAAGUCAAAAUUGGCAAAAUCAAAAUCAAAAUCGACUCACCCCCUCUCAACACUGGCCUCAACAUUCGCCAAAAAUUCCCGAGCAUCAAAAUUCCCAAAGAAUGACACCGUCCUGGUCGCAAAAUAGCCCUCAGGAACAAGCUCAAAAUUCAAGACUGACACCCUCGGGACAAAUUCAACAGCAGCAGCAGCAGCAGUGGCAACAACAAAAAAUUGAAAAUCCCCGAUUGACACCAUCGAAUCAAAUGACCUGGCCCGAUACGCCUACUAGUCAACCAAAUUGGUCGCCAAACAGUAUGAAAAGUGACGGCAGUCAACAGCAACAACAGUGGCCUGAUUCCCAACCAAGUCCUCGACGUACACCCGUUACAAAUCCCCCAUCAUGGCCAAAUCAAACCACCCAGGAAACUAAAAUCGAACAAUGGUCAUCGCCCCGAUCAAACGAAAAUCCCUCCAAUUGGACUCAAUCUAAAGAGAUUCAAAAUUCCGCAUCUGGCGAAAGAAUUAUUUGGCAUCCAGAUGGAAAAAACGGUUUUCCCUCCGAUGGUCAAGAAACCCAAGAAUACAAUCAAACAAAUCGUGUGAAUUUAAACAGUCGGCUAAAAUCAAUGAUUUUGAAUAAACAACACCAAAUGCAGAAUCAACCAAGAAUCCAACAACAAAAUCAGAUACAAAAUAUUCCAAAUCAAAAUCAAAUGCAGGGUCAAAUGCAAAAUCCCUCUCAGAUACAAAAUCUGCAAAACCAACAGAUGCAGCAAAAUCAGAAUCAAAUGCAAAUGCAGCAAAAUCAGCAUCAAAUUCAUCAAAUGCGUAAUGGUAGUAGUUCAAAGGAAUUUCCCAAUGACGAUCGGGGACGUGAUUCACACGAAAAUGAAAAACAACAAGAAAAGCGAGACUACAAUCAAUUGAUGACAAUUGGCCAAAAUGAAUCCAUGACCGGUAAUUUUUUAUUGCAUAGCCACCACCCUCGGGUCGAUAGUUUGCCCGACGGUGGUGGCUUAUGGGAGUGGACUGGUGGCGGUAAUAUAAUUCCCGAAAGUGGAAUUGACAAUUUCAUCAAAUAUCAAAAUGAGAAAUUAAACAAAGAAGAACCUGAAGUGAAAGAAAAAAUUGAUCCGAUAAUAAAGCAAGAGACUAACGAAGAGAUAGAGGAUAUUUCAAAAACUAUCAAAAUCGAACCAGAACAGAAAGAACAGGACAAUUAUCCUUUUCAAGGUGAUGGAGGACCAGCUAAAAUUUCACCUGAAACUGAUACCUGGUGCUGUCGACGUGGUGGAACCGAGCAACCAACACCUGAACAUCUACGCGAUGGUUGUUGUCAAGGUUUACAAACACAAGACGAAAAAUCGGAUCCCGAAAUUAAAAAUGAAGAUCCAAUUAGUCCAAAAAGUCAAACAUCAAGCGGCACAAAAGAUCAACAUCAUCAACAUCUGGAUAAGAUCAAGAACAAUGUGAGGACCGAAGUACCCGACUGCAGCUGUUUUCCUCCAGAUAAAUGUCCACCGGAACCUGGAUCCUAUUACACGCAUCUUGGUGCGGCCGCCAGUCUUCCAGAACUUCGUAACGACUUGGAGCGGAGAACUGGCCUCAAGGGUAACGCUAUUAGGUUCGAAAAGGUCAUCUACACGGGAAAGGAGAGCAAAACAACGCAGGGUUGUCCUAUGGCAAAAUGGAUUCUUCGUCGUUCGGGAAUUGAUGAGAAAAUUCUCACAAUUGUCAAACAUCGUCAGGGACAUAAAUGUGCAACUGCUUGGAUAGUAGUUGCAGUUGUUGCUUGGGAAGGUGUACCAUCACAUGAGGCCGAUCGAAUCUACUCUCUUCUUACCCACAAACUCAAUCGUUUUGGUCUUCCAACAACAAGAAGAUGUGGAACCAAUGAGCCAAGAACCUGCGCAUGUCAGGGUCUUGAUCCCGAUUCUUGUGGUGCAAGUUUUUCAUUUGGAUGCUCUUGGUCCAUGUACUACAAUGGCUGUAAAUAUGCCCGAAGCAAGACUGUCAGGAAAUUUCGGCUUUCCGUCAAAUCGGAGGAACAAGAGGUCGAGGAAAGGAUGCACGUGUUGGCAACACUGCUGUCUCCAUUGUAUCUGAGCCUUGCGCCCGAAGCUUUUAACAAUCAAACCCAAUUCGAGCGGGAAGCCAGCGAAUGCAGAUUGGGUUUUAAGCCCGGAAGACCAUUCUCCGGUGUGACGGCUUGCAUAGAUUUUUGUGCCCAUUCACAUCGCGAUUUGCACAAUAUGAACAAUGGUUGCACGGUUGUUGUAAGCCUGACGAAACAUCGAACCCUCGCUAAACCAGAGGACGAACAAUUGCACGUACUGCCACUGUACAUCAUGGACGAAACAGACGAAUUCGGCUCCAAGGAAGGCCAAGAGGAGAAAGUUCGAGCCGGUGCUCUCGACGUUCUAACCAAAUAUCCCUGUGAGGUGCGUGUUCGUUCCGUACCACUCCAACCUUGUCGAAGACAUGGUAAAAAGCGUAAGGAAGAGGAACCAGAAACAAUUCACAACAAAAAGGAAACUGUAAAAACAACCGAAAAACACGAACCUAGAAUUAAUUUUCAAGAUCAAAGGCGGGAUCCACAAAUGAAUACAGUAUUCGAGGGAAUGGAUGCCCAAUUGCAAAGUUCUCAGGUUUCAUCCACAGUAUUGGAUAGUCCAGUUUCGAUGUAUCAAGGCUGGGGUUAUCAGAACGAACAACAGUGGAACAGAAAUUGGCUCGAUCAACGUAAAAACAAUUGGCUAAAUCCAUGGAAUGAAUAUCCAUUCAGUGGUUUGGAACGUGAAAUGAAAGUUGUUCCUGACAGUACAAGUUUGGAUGACACGAGACCCAGGAGUACGGUUUCUCAACGUACUGACACUUCACAAGAUUACAGACCUCCAAACACUCCAGAAUCACUAACUUACUCGCCAAGAUCUCAUCUUUCACCUCGAGCUCCUUUCUCCAAUCCUUAUUUUUCAAAUCCAAAUUCUUCUGCCACAUUUUCAAAUUUACCCAAUUGCAAUCCUCCUGGAGAAUUUCAUCAUAGAUAUCCGAACCACACCUACGAUAAUAAACCCAAUUUUUCGCCCUACGAUCAAAGAAAAUCUACCGAGGGUUUUAGAAAUCCAAACUACGACCACGUUGAUCAAUAUCAGGCGAAACUUGCAGUGGCUAGACAGCAGCGUUUACCAGGAAAUUAUCAAGAAAUACCAAAAUCGGAGUACAGAAUGGAACAAGAUUAUUUACCACCGAGAGUUUAUCAACCACCUCAAGAGAACAAUACUUCGAAACCAAUUGACUUGCAUCAUCCAUUUGCCGAUCCAGCGAAAGAUUCCUGGAAUGAUCAAACGUUUUCCACUAAUCCUAGGGAUCAACCCUCGGAGCCUUCACCAUUUCGAGUACCAAAAGGUAGACCUCCGUCUCGAACAGCUCCAAAUGUCGAUACAAAUAUCUUCCAAAAUUCCUUUGUUAAAACGUUCCUUAAACCUCAGGAACCCUCCAAUAGACCUCAAAGAAGACCAGAUUGGCCCGAAGGCAAACGUGAAGAAAACUGGCUAAAUUGGUCCGAAGAGAUUAAAGUACAAGACUAUCAUCCAAUAAGACAUUUUCCCCAGUACAGUUACGGUUAUCCCGUUUUUGACAAAUCCUAUCCAAACCUCGAGGGUUACAAUUAUCAGUACCAUCAACCAGAUUAUCCACCACAAUUGUAUCAACAGAAACGUGAAACCUAUCCACCAUCUCCAUAUCAGGGUGUUUCGCCCUAUCAGGGAUUAAAUCCGUCCUGGCGAUGGGAGAAACCACCGCAAUGGGAACUCUAUGGUCCUCCAUCGUAUUUUCCAGUUCUUCCUGAUCCACCGCCAAAGGCCGAACCAUUGGGUGAAGUUGCGGAUUUUUCUGACAAUGAAGAAUGCUUCAAGGAUCAACAAAUGGGUGGCGUGGCAAUUGCCCUGGGUCACGGUAGCGUUCUCUUUGAAUGUGCAAAACAUGAAAUGCACUGCACCACAGCACUCAAGAAACCAAAUCGUCUCAGUCCAACGAGAAUUAGUUUGGUAUUUUAUCAACAUCGAAAUCUCAAUAGAGGGAAACAUGGUUGGGAAGAGUGGGAGGAGAAAAUGAGACUCAGAAAAUUGGGCAUUACAACAAAUACCACAACAAAUACAACUAAUGUUCAGACGCCGACAACUGUUUCCAGUCCUGGAGUUUCAUCAGAUCAAUUGACGCAUCAUCUAAAAAUCCCGAAUUCCCAAUAUAUGAUGAGAUCUUCCGCCUGCACCACCAUGACCUGGACAACUCAAUUUCCAAUGCAUCCCUGCAUAAUAACCGAAUCGUGCCAAGAAGCAAAACAAGCCAACGGCUGAAAAAAAGACGAGAUCUAGUCAACAAUGAAUUCAAAAAUCAAAAAAAAAAAACAAGAGGCUUCCUCAGUGGAUUGCAUUAACAUCAAAUUUCGUUUCUAUUUUAUCAAAAAAAAAAGACUCAAUCCACACUGCCAUUUUUACAAGUCAUCAUUGACACUAACAGAAAAAUUCUCUACUACGAUCAUACCCCCCCCCCCCCGAACCACCCCAAAAAAAUUAAAUUUCAGGGGCUUCCCAAUUUCUUUAUUUUCUAAAGAAAUAAAAAAUCAAGUCGAAUCGAGGCUUAAAAAUCCCGCGAAAAAUUUUUGUCCAAGCGUGAUUGAUUUGGAAAAAAAAUUAAUUUCGAUAUUUCCGUGUUUGAUAGCACCUCUAAAACAUUUCUUUUUAAUUAGCUAGUCGUCAGGUUCAAAAAAAAAAAAAAAUUGCGCGUUUCUCGAAAGUGCGCACAAACGUCCGAGCCUCCUCUACAUAUAUAAAAAAAAAUAAUAAUAAUAAUUAUUGUAAAACUUUUUGCUCAGUUCACGGACGUUAAAACCGGAACGAAAAAACAAAUACUCGUUUUAAGACUUUAUUUUUUAUAUAUACAAAACUAAAAGUAUUUUUAUCUAUUAGGUGACGAAAUGCUCAUUUUUUUACAAUUUUCAAUUAAAACUAAAAGGGAUAGCAAGAACGGAGUAGCAAAUUAUUUUCAAAACUCUUCUCUCCGUGUUGGGACCAAGUCUUUCAAGAUGGAUUUUUUUUUUAUACCCAAAUAAACCGGUGACUUUUUUUUAACCCUCAAUUUAUAUUCGUUCUGGUUUGCGCUCCGUUAAAAUCUCUGGAAAAAAAAAUCCAGUCAAAAAAAAGACUGCAUUUUGACAGUUCUUUUUAAUUGCGUGUAGUCACCUGCACAAUUUUACACUUUCGAGAUUAAUAAUUUAAAAAACACGAAAAUGAUCUCAAAGUUUUUUUUUUAAUGAAAAAAGACCCUUAUUUUUAAUCCAUUUGUACAUUUUUGCGCUUAUUGUAUCGUAUUUAUUUGUAUGCACACUUUUUGCACCCGUUAUAAAUAAAUGAAAAAAAAAAUUAUAUAUAUAUAUAUAUAUAUAGAAAAUUAAGUACGACGUGACUCAGUACAAAGACAAAGAAUUUUUUUUAAAAGAAUGCAAAAAAAAUGAAUGUUUGAUAAAAAUGAGUGAAUGUUUAAUACUGUUACUCGAUUCGAAAAAAAAAAUUGUCCAAAAUCAGAACUGACAGAAAGAAAACAGAAUUUGGGCAAAAGAAAGGAAAAAGUGACGCUAACCUCAAAAAAAAAAAAAAAAAAAAUUGUCUUUUGCGCAAACUCCGUUAUUGUCAGCUCUCCACAAAGUUGUCACUUAUUUUUCUUUCGACGAAAAGUGGAGUCUAAUUUAUGUGUAUUAUUAUUAUUAUUUGAAUUAUUUUGUACAUACUAGGAAUGACUAUUAGAAGAUUUUUUUUUCCCUCCCUAAAAAUGAAAAAAAAAAAAUUCCCAUUUUAUACAUAUAUAAAUAAAAAAACAAAUAUAUAUAUAUGAAUAGAAAUAUAUAUAUAUAUAAAGAAAGAAUCUUUACAAAACGUGUGUGAGAGAAAAAAAAAUUGUGUGCGUGUUUUGUUUUUUCUUUCUUUAUUAUUAUUAUUAUUUAUUUAUUAUCGACGCCCCUUGUUUUAGGAGUAAAAAAUUUUUUUAGGCUGAUUUUCUUUGUCGACACAAAAAUGGUGUCAAUUUUAUAUGGACGGGAUAUUUUUUUUUCUUUUUUUUUUUUUUUUUUAAGAGCCAAUCGUCCUCCCGCCCCUCAAAGUAUUAUAAGAAUCAUUAAUAUAUUAUCAUCAAUUAUUAUCGCAUACAAUAAUUAGUAAUAUAAUCUAAUUUAAUUGAUUAUUUAUUAAUUAAGUUUUUUUUUGACAAAAAAAAAAACUACUAUCUAUAUACUUUUAAGCGCAGUUAAAGAGUUAAACGCCGAAAUGCUGCAAGAAAAAUAAAUACUACAAUUUUUGAAAUUUAAAAAAUAAUAGUGAAAAAUUAAAUUUUUUUUUUUUUUUAAUAACGUAAAAAAUUGCGCAUUCCGGAACGUUUUUCCUUUGACUAACGUAAUCUAUUCCAAAUUUUCUGUAAGCUAAGUUAUUUCCCUUUAUUUCACCAUUUAUCGAUUGUAAUAUGUAUAUUGUAAGGACGGACAGAGCUAAGAAAUACUCUUUUCUUUUUUUUUGCAAAAAUAAAAAUCUCUUUUUGAGAAAAAAAUUAUGUCAUAUUGGUAAAAAUGUAUUUAUACGCUCACAAAAGCAACUACAGUACAAGAUUCACCUUCUAUGCGCCAGUCUCUUAGAAUUAAUUACAAGCAUUCGUUUCUCUUUUUUUUUUUUAUUUUAGCUUUGUGUCUCGUAAUUUAAAAAAAUUCGCUACUCUGCGAAAAACUAUUUUUUUCCUAUUUAAAUACUUCCAAAAAUAUUUUUUUUUUUUUUAAAAAAAGUAAUUAAAAAGUUUAUAAAUAAAAAAAGCGUGAAAUUAAAUAACGAGACGAUGCCAAAAUAGUGUUUAAUUAAUAAUAAUAAAUUAGAAUAUUAAUGAGAUUACGUGUAUAAUGAUAAAAAAAAAGUAAAAUAAACGAAACUAUCAAAGCUAAAGUAUUGUAAGAAAAAAAAAUCAUUUGUAAAAGUAAUAAAUAUUAAUUAAUUAAAAAAAAAAGAAAGGAAUAAAUAAUUAAGAGAGACAAAAUGAAAUUACGAUUUAAUAAAAACGUGGUUAAAAAAAAAUGACAAGUUGAAAAGUGUAUUUUUUCUUCCAACGCCAAAAAGAUGCCAUUUUGUUUUAUACGAAAAACCCGAAAAAAAUGAGAAAAAAAAAGAAUUUUAAUGCUAUAAUGGGAGAAAAAAUUAUGUAAAAUGUGUAGUAGCAAAAAAAAAAAAAAAAAAAAAUUGUCCCAGACGAAAAGUUUCACAUUCUACUCGAUUGUUUUCCAAUUAUUAUUAUUAUUAUUAUUACUAUUAUUAUUAUUAUUAUUGAUCAGUGGAAUGCGAAUAGAAAUCAGAAAUUUUUAAUCUGGGAUAACGUAUGUGUGUGUAACAUGUCUUGUCCGCCUUAUGAAGCAAAAAAAAAAUAAAAAUAAAAAAAACAUUACAAUAGGAGAAAAAAAACAAUAUUUGUAGAUUACAAUAACAAUUUGAAAAUAAACAAUAGAAAUAAUAAA